AUGGACUUGGACUAUUGCCACAUGAUGACAGAUCUAAAGCUCGACGAUGCUCCAGUACACAGCCGAACUGCCAAUACGUACAAGGAGCUUCUAGAUGCCACUUUUCUGCCUCGUAGUGCCUCAAUCUUCCAACCAAGACCACUCCUCGCCAUCCGAGACUCGGCAACUCGCACUACCUUCAAUAUGGACAACUUUGCUCGCUUCCAUUCACCAGCUCAACGUACAAACAAUUCUUCAUCCAAUCUCCCGUCGGUGCCUGUACAUAUCCUAGACGCCCCCGAUUUUCGCGAUGAUUUUUACCUGAAUCUUAUGGACUGGGGCGAAAAAAACAUCCUCGCAAUCGGAUUAAAUCAGAACGUGUAUUUGUACAUACCCACGACCGAGGAGAUCCAAACAAUCCACGCUUGCACGAACCCAACCGACUACGUCACAUCCGUGAAAUGGUCGAGAAAUGCAGGUAUGACGUCUCACCUUGCGGUCGGAACUUUUCAAUCUGAACUACAAAUUUGGGACGUUGAAGCAAUGAAACAAACACGAUUGAUACGUUCGCAUAGAGCGCGUAUCGGUUCGUUGGCUUGGAAUAAAACACUAGCAUCGGGGUCUCGAGACUCGACAGUUCACCUGACCGACGUCCGCUGUACUCAGUUCAUCAGGAAGCUUGCUCAUCGAGGAGAAGUGUGUGGCUUAGCGUGGUCUCCGGACGGUGAAAUGUUGGCUUCGGGAUGUACCAAGAAUCAGUUGAGUAUUUGGGACCACACUAUGUUAAACUCAAGUGCGCGAUCGAUGCAUAAGCAUUGUGCUCCGGUACGAGCGUUGGCUUGGAGUCCGUGGCAACGUCUUGUCUUGGCUUCGGGUGGGGGAACAGCAGACGGCACGAUCAAACUGUGGCGUACAACGACUGGGAAGUUAAUGCGCUCUGUAUCGACAGGGUCGCAGGUAUGUGCGUUGGCUUGGUCCACUACAACUCGAGAGCUUUUGUCGGCGCAUGGAUACGGCUCAGAUACACAUGAAAUCGCGCUGUGGAGAUUUAAACAAUUGGACAAAGUGCAUGAACUCACGGGUCAUAAUGCGAGAGUUUUAAACAUUGCCAUCUCGCCUGACGGAUCGACUGUUGUAUCUGCUGGAGCGGACGAAACUCUGCGGUUCUGGAACAUGUUUCCAUCGAAAGCAUCGAAUACUCGCUGGAAUGGAGAGUUCUUGAACUCUUGUAUUCGCUGA
This is a messenger RNA of Phytophthora nicotianae INRA-310, 1218 nucleotides long. RefSeq lists its product as hypothetical. Gene Ontology annotation, cellular component: anaphase-promoting complex. Gene Ontology annotation, molecular function: anaphase-promoting complex binding; protein binding; ubiquitin ligase activator activity. Gene Ontology annotation, biological process: anaphase-promoting complex-dependent catabolic process; positive regulation of ubiquitin protein ligase activity; positive regulation of anaphase-promoting complex-dependent catabolic process. The record is from RefSeq and is a predicted model, not a curated record. The transcript has a single exon. Lineage: Eukaryota; Oomycota; Peronosporomycetes; Peronosporales; Peronosporaceae. The coding region runs from base 1 to 1218 and encodes 405 amino acids.